UGGCCAAGCACCCCUUGGCCGAGAAGCCCUGCCAUGGGUUCAGCGCCAAUGCGUGCAGAUGCAAGAUCAGUGCAGCUGCGAGAUCCACAAGCCAAGAGCGAAGGACGCGAAGGAAGCGAAGGGAGCCCGAGCUCGAGCUGGUGGUGUUGCCUAGCGGACGUCAGCUCUGACACAGACUUCGUGGACGCUCGAAGUAUUGUCGGGCUGUUGCGGGAGUUGUUCGAAUUGCAAGAUCUGAAUUCCAACGGGUUCCUGGAAGAGUCCGAGCUUAUUGAGCUCAACCUGAUCAUUGCCAGCUUGCACUACGGAAACGUUGAUGACGCCUUGCUGCAUAAGAAGUACCAGGCGCUCUUCCGUCAAAACUUGGACCCCCACGGCAAGCCGGUGCCCUUCCGCAUAUUCCGGCAACACAUGAUGAAGGUGCUUGAUGACCAUGAUCCUGACACCAUAGCACAGGAAAUGAUUGUGGAACAAUUCAUCGCUGAAGCGCAGCUGGCCCGGAAGUUCCUCGGAAUUCGGAAGUUUUGCUAGCGCCCGACGCCGAAAGCGGCACCGCGGCACCGCGGCACCGCGUGGCCCCGUGCGAGCACGAGGCCGAGGCGCGAUACCCCAGAAGCGGGAAGCGCGGGAAGUGUACAGAGCCCUCGAGAGAGGCCAAGGGCCAGACCCAACAAUUGAAUGCUGAGCUUCAGCGCGCUUGAGAACUCGAAGGGAUGGAUUCCGGAUGGAUGUCCCGACGUCCUCAUUCGGAGGAGGGGCAAUUUAAUUGAGAGUUGU
Effrenium voratum is the source of this 777-nucleotide messenger RNA. The record is from the annotation of a GenBank genome assembly. Lineage: Eukaryota; Dinophyceae; Suessiales; Symbiodiniaceae.